Messenger RNA from Cylicocyclus nassatus, 1268 nucleotides. Lineage: Eukaryota; Metazoa; Nematoda; Chromadorea; Rhabditida; Strongylidae. The record is from the annotation of a GenBank genome assembly.
GUGACUUUGAUGUGGUUGAACUCCUAUGUCCUAUCCUUCGCUUAUUACAUGUUAAUCAGACAGAAUGCGGUCUCUGGAAGUCCAUCCAACUAUAGUGUAAAUAGUGUCCCGAGUUUCACUAGUCCUGCAAAUGCGAACAAGAGCGAUGACGAGUCAGUCACCUUUGAUACAAAUACACAAGAUUAUCCAGAUGACGUUCGGUGGCGUAUAGAUGGCCAGGAAUCAGAUACUGACUAUCCAGAUGACGUUCGGCGGCGUAUAGAUGGCCAGAAAUCAGAUACUGGCCAGGGAUCAGCUGAAUGCAGUGAUAUCAUGUAUUCACCUCUAGGUGGAUACGAGGCGAAAGAAUUUUAUGUUUAUUAUGACGAAGAGUACAAGCCACUCGCCAAGAUGAUUGUUUGCUAUUUAAGCACACUGAAGGGAGGAUAUGAAAAAAUAGAGAAAUGGGGCAUUAAUAUGUCAGUUUUGCCUGCUGGUGUCGAAGUCCAUGAUAUCUGCAGUCGUAAUGAGAUUGUAGAAAAAGCCAGCAAAUUGCAUCUCACAGUGACUGUGACAAAAGCUGCUGAGCUUGAAGACUCGUGUAAUAUUGAUGCGUUAAUGUUUCAUAUGAAGAAGUUCAAAAACAGAUGGCUUGGCCACAUCAUAACCCCACGUGCCGACAUACUCGUUCCUCUAAACGAAAAUUUAACUGACGAAGUGGAAAUAGUGAUGUUAAUGGAAGCUGUUGCAAUGGCUUGGGGACCAGUAUUUUUCCUUUCGGAUCGGUCACGAUACAAAUCCUUAAAAUUAAUCGAGAAAGCACUCAAGAGUAAACUUGUCAUGGUGCCGACACUGGUGGUAACUAUGGUAUUUCUGCUCGGUGUGGUAGGAGUGAUGAGUUUUUUCGCCAACAGAAGGAAAAUUGCAGCAGAUCAGCGGUCGCUGCAGCAUAAAAAAGCAUUGCUCCUUGCCGAAUGGGGAGAUGAGUUUUAUGAGGGUGAAACAGCUUGGAAUAUCCAAGAAGAACAUCCAGAUGGAGAAGAUCACAAGGAAGAUCAAGACAAGGAGUGCGCGAUCGAGAUGCCCGAGUUGUUACCAACACUAAAAGAGACAGAGCCCACUGUGUUGAAAGGUUCUGGAGAGGCUAUUCUCUCCGCAACUGAAACUGUGAAUGUGGAGCCAUAACAAAAACAAAGCAGAAAGGCAGUCUGAAAAAGGAAAAGUCACAAACUUCUAUCGUAAACAUUAAUUUGAAUUUUUCUGUGAUAGUAGUAAAUAUUUUUAUAUUG